UGGAAGAUAUUUUUCCUGCACUAAGCUUUGUAUGGAAAUGCCUUAUUCCAAUUGCCAAGGGGCUUGUGCAGAAACAGGACUCCCAAUCGAAUGAGGCUACAGGAAUAUUCUGGAUAGUUAAUCCCAGGAGAACAUUUUAUUCUUCUGUUUCAUCACCAGAGUACAUUCAAUUUGCAUAUCCUAAUAAGCAAAAGUAACUAGUCAACAUGGUCAACGGCAGGGUACCAUCUGUUUUUAGUAAAACCUACGUUACUCCACGUAGGCCUUAUGAGAAGGCUCGUUUGGAUCAGGAGUUAAAGGUCAUUGGUGAAUAUGGACUUAGAAACAAGCGUGAAGUAUGGCGUGUAAAAUACACUUUGGCAAAAAUCCGAAAAGCUGCUCGAGAGCUGCUAACCCUGGAGGACAAGGAUCCCAAACGUCUUUUUGAAGGAAAUGCAUUGCUGCGGCGCUUAGUACGGAUUGGUGUGUUGGAUGAAAGCCGUAUGAAGCUUGAUUACGUGUUGGGUCUUAAAAUUGAAGAUUUCUUGGAGCGUCGUUUGCAGACCCAAGUGUUCAAGUUGGGUCUUGCCAAAUCUAUCCAUCACGCUCGUGUCUUAAUUCGCCAAAGGCAUAUCAGGUUGCUGCCCACUUAAAAUUUCUAACAGGCCACUUGAGUUGAGGCUCUUUGCCAAUUCUCUAUGUCUGCUAAGUUGCGAUGUUUCAUGGAAGUGUGGAAUGCAAAUCUCAAGGGAAUUCAUUCAGACCACUUAAGAAUCUUAAGGGUUCUUAACGUCUGUUGCUAACAAGUUAUGGACUGCACAAGGUAGUGAAAUCACGUUUAGUUGGUAUUGAAGGGGUGAUUUUUUUAAAUUUUUUUUUAAUAGAUAAUAUUUGUAGAUAGUACUCCUUAAUUGUUCACGUUAAAUGCAAAUUGAGAAAGAAUUUGAAGUUGGGUUCCAUAUGAUGUUAUAUUCUGACACCUCUUGGCUGAACAUUUGUGAGGAUUAUGCUUCAUGCAUUGACUGAUGGCCCAACCAAUAUAUUAAAUUAUUUAUUUUUUUAUCCUUACUCCAUCUAUGCUUGCAAUGUUUUUGUUAAGAAUUUCUUUCAGAUAAGCAUGUUCAUACGCACAUAUUGGUCUUUUGGUUUUUAUUUCACAAAGAAUGUUAAUGCUUGUGCCUAAACACCCCGCUGAGGGCAUGUAACAUUUGUCCCACCUUUACGAAGAAAUGGCAUGAUGUUUUUCACACAGAGUAGUUAUGUAUUGUGCUCCAUUUGUUUUGUGAUUUACAACUAAUAUUCAAAAUUCUCAAUGGUGCAAAAUAAUAAGGUACACUAAAACUAUAUUUCAGGGAAAAUUGUUCCUUAUACUCUACAAAUUCCCUACUUACUUUCAUCUGUGUUAACAAGUAGGGUAAUAACAUCUUAGUUUAGAAAAGGCUUCAGUUUCUUAUAAUUUUAAACAUCUUCAUUAGCACUAAUUUUUAACAUUCAUGCAAAAUUUAUGCAAGUUUUAAAUCAAUUAAGUGGCAUUAUUUGUGGUUGGUGAAUAGUUCUGCUAGAGUUGUGCCACACAGUAUCAGACAAGUUUAACUGUAGGUGAUUAUUUAGUAUUGAAAAUAAUUAGUAAUCAAUCGACUGAAAUUAUUGAAACAUUAGGGAGUUUCUGCACCCUCAAACAUUAUAGCAAUUCAAGCAUUAUCGAUCUCCUGCACAUGUGCAGUUAGAUUUGCAUCACUUUUGUCAUAAGUAGAAGCUUGAGAUAGCAGUCAAUUGCUGCUCACUAGUGCGUGCAAAAACUCUAUUAAAACACCAUUUGUCUUGGUGGCACGAAUUUGCAUGGUGAUGGUAACAAAACAAUAAAUAGAAUGCUUUUGAACAUUUCUUAAAAUACCAUUAACAUAAGUAGUGCUGGAUGCUCUGACUAAAACUUAUGAAAAGAAAAUUGACAGGGUGCUGCUGUCUGGGAUUUUUGUGAGAUACAUGUGCCACAUCUAAUAUCAGGGUUACUAAUAGACCCUUGAUGUUAGAUGUAGAUAAUAGGUGACUGUUCUCAUGUGUCAGAGUACUUUUGCUUUCAGGGAUUGAGUUUAAAAUUGAAUUCAUGAAUUAUUUGCUAUUGUUAAUAAUUGAAAACUAUUAUCUCCAUCUAUAUAUCAGUUAAUUUAUUUGAAAAUGCAAUAGGUUAGGUAGUCCAAUACAUGUUUACAAAAACUAUUAAUUUUAGAAGGUUCAGUACUGGCUUUGCAUUAAAUAGACUAAAUGGUAAUGAUGGGUAUAAAAUUAAGAGACAUGAUACAAAAUAAAAUUAAAUCAUUAUUGCAAGAUAAAAUAAUUUUACAUUUGUCCUUUCUAAGGUAAGGUAUUGUAAUCUUGCAUGAGAAAACAGUGAAAGUUGGAAUUUUGAUGUGAUGGAGCUCAGGAUGUGAAGGAAGUGAUAAACAUCCAGUUGGCAGACGUCAAAUUUACUUUUGACAAGUUCUUUUAUUUUUAGAGAGUAGUGUUAUAUUGAAUGCUGUGAUAACUAUAAACUGGCCUUUAAUAUCAAAUUGGGUCCCAUAUGAUGCCUACAUCUGACACCUCUUGUCUGAGCUCUAUGAGGAUGUGUGCUCUAUGCACGGUGACUGAUGACCCUACCACCCAAUAUUGUGUACCAGCUGCAUUAUUUCUAAUUAAAAUAUUCUCGUUUACAGGGUACGCAAACAAGUUGUGAACAUCCCCAGUUUCAUUGUGCGGUUGGAUUCACAAA
Gryllus bimaculatus (two-spotted cricket) is the source of this 2728-nucleotide messenger RNA. The record is from the annotation of a GenBank genome assembly. Lineage: Eukaryota; Metazoa; Arthropoda; Insecta; Orthoptera; Gryllidae.